AUGGAUUGGAAAAAAUAUCAGCAAAUUCUGGAUGCCAAUCUGAAACAGUCCGCCAAGAAGCUGAAACAGGGAUGGCUCAUACAAGGCACCUCGGGGGCGCGCACGUACGUGCGUGAGUGUGUCGGAAAGAACCAGGGCGAGAAAGAGACCCAGAAGGAGGAGGAGCAGGAGGUCUGGGGCGCCAUGGCGACCAACAUAGAACAGAUCUUCCGUUCCUUCGUGGUCAACAAAUUUAAAGAGAUCCAGGAGGAAAAGCUGAACAGUGAGAAUUCCGAAACCUCCCAAAAUGGUGAAUUAACAGCACAGAUGUCUGGAAACCCAUCGGAAGAGACCAUCACAGGUGUCCAAGACAAAGAGCAAAUGCAGCCCGAGUCUACACAACUAGAACAACCACAGAGCUUAGACUUGGAAGGGGAGCCUGCAUCAAAGGAGUUAAAAAGUGGUGAAAAUAGUUCUUCUGAUGAAGUAAAGAAAGACACAUCACGAAAAAAGUCCAAAAAGCAUAAAAAACACAAAAGCAAAAAGAAAAAGAAGAAAAAGAAAAAAGAGAAAAGUGAGAAACGAUCAAGAUCUGUUUCUAGUGUUGAAGACCAAGAGAAUGCUCCAGAACAGAAAGCUGUAUGGAAACCUGCAUUUGGAACUCCCGAAAAAGAAGACAGAGUAAAUGUUUCAAAAGCAGGAAAUACUGCAGAGGAAAAUGUUGAAAUUGGUGUAAAAUCUUGUGGCAUUGUGCCAGAAGAAAAUAUGGAUUCUGACAAGAUAAAUCAAACUGUUGAAAAGGAAACUUAUGUUGAUUCAGAAUUUUUUGGUCCUAAAUGCCCUAAUGAAAUUAAAGACAUUCUUUCUAAAAAAUGCUCACCUUUAAAGGAAGCUGUGAGCAACGAACUCUUAGAAGCAUCGUCCACACAUAAAUCCAGUGAUGACAGCAAUACACUCAAACAGGAUGAAGAAACUGAUAAAAUGGAUUGCACAGUCAAUGCACACUCAACAGCAAAACAUAUAUCACAAUCCUCUAGUUCUGAAAAUGAAUUGCUAUUGGAACAAGGAAACAUAACUGUUUCACAAACCAAAAGUGUUGAUUUAAACAAUAAAAAAUUGGACUGUAUAGAUGGUAAUCUCACGCCAUCCCUAGCCCCUGCUAAUACUGUUUUACACAGUUCUGAUAAGAAUAAAGUAAAGUCACGAUCAAGAUCACCUAGCAUAAGCAAACAGAGAUCAGAAGAAAGGUGUUCUACAAGUUCUAAAUCAGUAACAAAAAAAGACAAGUCUAAAUCUAAGCCUACUGUGAAAGCCCCUUCAAAAAAUGUUUCUUCCAGUUCCCCUGGUUUAGGACGCCAGUCAAGGUCCAGUUCUUUGGGCAGGAGACAAAGGUCACGCUCAAGCUCUGUAGGAAAAAGGAAGUACUCACGCUCCAAUUCCCCAGUGCAGAAGAGAAAAUCGCGCUCUAGUACUCCUGCUCGUCGGUCUAAAUCCCCCAUACGUAAGUGGUGGUCAAAGUCAAUAACCAAAAGAGAGAGGACAGUGUCCAUUUCACCUGUAAGACGUCGCAGAUCAAGAACUAGAUCUGUUGCAAGGAGACGUAGGUCGAGAACUAGAUCAACCACAAGAAAACAUCGUUCAAGAACAAGAUCAGUAGCAAGGAGGCGUAGAUCAAAAACAAGAUCAGUUGCAAGGAGACACAAGUCUGGGUCAAGAUCUUCAAGCAGCAGAAGAAAGUCUAAGUCGAGAUCAGCAAGCAGGAGGAGAAGACAAAGAUCCCGAUCAGCUAGCAGGAGGCGGAAGUCAAGGUCUUUGUCAGUUUCGAGGAGAAGGAGAUCACAGUCCAGGUCAGUUGCCAGAGGAGAGAAGUCCCAAUCAAUGUCUCUUACCAGACGGCGGAGGUCCAGGUCUAGGUCAGCAGCCAGAAGAAGGAAGUCCAAAUCUGCAUCAGCUACCAGAAGCAGGAGGUUAAGGUCUGCCUCAGCUUCCAGGAGGCGAAGGUCAAGGUCUGGAUCAGUUUCCAGAAGGCAGAGAUCUAGAUCUGGCUCUGCUGGCAGAAGACGGAGGUCAAGGUCUGGCUCUGCUGUCAGAAGGAGGAGGUCGAGGUCUGAAUCGGCUAGCAGAAGGCGGCGGUCGAGAUCUGGCUCCGCUGGCAGGAGGCGGCGGUCGAGAUCUGGCUCUGCUGGCAGGAGGCGUCAGUCGAGGUCUGGCUCCCCUGGCAGAAGAAGGCGGUCCAGGUCUUGCUCCACAGGCAGGAGAAAGCGGUCACGGUCUGGCUCCGCUGUCAGAAGGAGGAGGUCGAGGUCUGGUUCUGCUGUAAGAAGGAGGAAGUCGAGGUCUGGCUCCGCUGUCAGAAGGAGGAGGUCGAGGUCUGGCUCAGCUAGCAGGAGGCGGCGGUCAAGGUCUGCUUCUGCCAGCAGGAGGCGGCGGUCAAGGUCUGCUUCUGCCAGCAGGAGGCGGAGGUCAAGGUCUGUUUCUGCCGGCAGGAGGUGGCGGUCGAGGUCUGGCUCUGCUGCCCGGAGGCGGAGGUCGCGGUCUGGCUCUGCUGGCAGGAGGCAUAGAACAGGAUCUAGGUCAGCUGCCAGAAGAAGAAAGUCAAGGUCUUGCUCAGCUACUUCCAGGUCUGGUUCGAAAAGAAGAUCAUUUUCUAGAUCACUUGCUAAGAGAAACAGAUCAAGGUCUGUGUCACGUUCUAGGAGACAGAGAACAAGGUCUAGAUCACAUGCGAAAAGAGAGAGAUCUGUAUCAGCUGCAGAGAAGAAAAAAAUAGAAUCUAGUACAGUUGCUGAGAAGCGUAUAUCUCGGUCUAGAUCAUCUUCCCAAAAACAGAGAUCAGAAUCUGCAGCAGGAAGUAGAAGGUCCAGAUCCACAUCUGAUGACAGGAAUCGCAAGUCAAGAUCCAGAUCAGCUAAAAAGAAAUCCUGUGAGCGUUCACCAGAUGGUAAAGUAGAUAAUUUGGAACUUAAAACAAAGUCCUCAAUAUCUGAUUUCAAAUCAAAAGAGAGUACAUGUCAGGAACAAACUAUACCUAUAAACUUAAUUUCCCCAAAAAAUAUUACAGAUGAGCAGACAGUUCUAGGUAAGUCUGCCUCUUUAACUGAAUGUUCUGAAAAGGAUCAACCCUCCUGGAAAGAAAUAUCAACAGAACCUCUCAAACCCAGUACAGACAUGGGUUAUCAUAUUACCGAUUCUGAUCUAGUUGACAGCGAUACCACCAGAAGACCAGACCCUCCUAUUGAAAGUAUUUGUGAUGCCAAUGAUGAAUCAAACCGGAUGGAAGUUGCUAUGGAACUGGACAGCUGCCACUCUGAUUCAGAUAAAUUCAGCACAACAGAAGAGGAAUGUGUUUUAUCCGAUGUUUUCAAGAAAGUUCCCGAUGACUUCAGUUCAUUGAAAACUUUUGAGUCUUACUCAACUUCAGAUACUAUUACACAGUGUUUUUCUGAACAAGAACCUGAUGCUUCUCAAGUUUAUAUGUCAACCAAUGACAGAAGGUUUAAGCCAUAUUUAAAUGCCGAUGAUCCAUCUGUCAAUUUGUAUUCCAAAGCUGAAGACAAACUCUUUAAUCCAGAGAUGACAGUUGCCACCACUGCUUCUGUGACUGUUGCAGGAGAACUGGCUCAGUCCCACAUUAUGCUAAAUGCUCCACCUGAUUUUUUGCAGACCCCUAAAUCUCAGACAUGUUCAGAGACAAACAUCAGUGAUUCUAGAGCCACAGCUGGUGAUAUGUAUAUUUUGCCCUUGGAUACUCGAGUGCAGGAAAUUCCACAUCAGUCCAUCACCUACUAUAAAGCGGAAAACUCUGACCAUGAAACGGUAACAACGUUGGAAAAAGGGGUAUCUUAUUCCACUAGCUGUAAUUUACCUACUAUAUGUAAUAUGACAGAUUCAGCUGUAUCAAAAAGACAAGAAAAUCUGGAAAAACCAAAUCUGAAAAACCAAACCUCUGUAGUGUCUGACACAAGUGCUGAUUCUGUGGUUAGACCUGCUCCAGAACAUUCAAGUGGUGGUACUAUUCAAUCUGCCAGUGAAAUGCUCCUCACAGACAAUAGUCACUCUGAUAUGUCACCUCAAACCAGAUUAAAUACUAAUGCUUUGUCCAAGGAAAAACUUUAUCAUCAGAAAGAGGAAUCUCUUCAUGAUCUUGAGUUAUCUGAAAGGAAUGCAGCUAUAAUACAAAACAGUCCUAAAAGCUUUCCGGCUGAUGUGUCAUCUGAGCAACCCUUUCAGAAAGGGGCAGUAUUUUCUGCUGCUGACAUUUGCACCAGUGGCAAUAUCCCUAAUCUUAAAACAAUUGAGACUGAGACUUUAUCUAAAGAACACCUGAUGGAAUCCAAUAAAACUGUAACACUUUCAAAAGACCAGAAGCUUACAGCUGACCACAAGGAUAUGCAGUCUGUUAAAGAUGAUUUAAUUUUGAAACCUACACCAAAUAUAAUUCUUUCCUUUGCAGAAAAAGCGAAACCUAUUUCAGCAAGUCAUUCUUCUGACCCUGUUGCAGAAAACUACUCAACAGAAAACUCUGUACCGAAAGAUAUUCAGUUGCAUGAUAGUAUACACAUUACACCUGUAGAAUCUAAAGCACAAGCUGAACAGGUAUCACAUAGUUCUCUUGCAGCUUUAGAUAAACAGCCCAAGAACUCUCAUGACCUUGAAAUCAUUAAAAGUCAUUCUGCUAAAUAUGCUGAUGUCCAGGACGUUUCCCAGAUUGGGCGAUUUAAGGACAGCCGCACUGUUUUCCCAGAACUGCCAUCUCCGGUGUUCAAUCAGCAGCCUUUACAGAUAGAUUCAGAACGUAAACGAAAGGAAGGUUCUGUACAAAACAUUGGAGAAUAUAAAAAUGAAGUCAAAACACCCAUUUUGCAAGUUGAUAUAGAUAAGCCUAACAUAAAUCCUCAGGUAUCUAUUACAAUCCAGCCAACCUGCUUGCCACCUAUGCACACUGAGUUAUCAGUUCCAAAGGAAAAAUCCGUCUGCCUUGGUAAAACAAGCUCUACAUCUUUUCCUGAUACACCUGAUGCACAUAGGAUUUGCACACCUUCAGACAACACAACUAAUUCAAUGCUGCAACAGAGUUCUAAUGUUCAGUUUGAAAGGACUCUUAAAGACCGUAAGCUUGUUCCUGACGUUGUAGAUGUUAAACAGUUUCCUCAGAAGCAAGAUGAACUCUGUAUAGUAACAAAAGGGGAACCUCAUUCAGUUAAAAGUAUGAUUUCUGAACAUUCAUCAGCUGAGAGUGGCACAGAUAAACAUAAACUUGUUCAAAAGGAAACCGAAACAAAGGAACUUCUAUACAUUGCCGCGGAAGAAAAGCCUUCUGUUUCUGCAUCUGCUAAAGAAAUACCUGCACUUAUGUCUGAGACGCCUAAUCGUAAGGGUGCUGAGGAAAUUGCAGAUUGCGGUCAACUAAAAACCCGCAGAGAAGCUAGCUUUAUAGAGCCACCUGCUGAGCAAAUAUCUCCGAAAACGAGUGACCCUAUAUUUAAAAAACAAAAAAUAGCUGAUGCAUGCAAAACUAUCUCGGGUAAUAGAAUGAAGCAAGACUUCUCAGGUGUGGAGUCGGUAAUGCAACCUCUGUCGGAUAAAUCUCUGGACGAUAAAUCAAGUUCUGCUAGCACAGAAAAGGUUAAAGAAAGCUGCUCUAAUGUGGUGUCUUUACAUAAUUCCACUCUUACCUCAGAUGUGAAAAAUCCUGUCCCCAAUAUAAGCAGGGGAAGUGGACACCACACGUUAGAGUCCAGUUUACCCGAUAUUUGCUCUUCUUCUCGGCAAAGUCGUUCAAAACCGAAGUGCAGUACUGAGGAGAAGACAAGAGGUAAUCAAGUGGUGCAAGUGAGUGCAAGUAGUAAUCAUCACGAAUUGGACAGUUCAAAAACAAAUCAGUCGAAUAAAUAUGAAGCUACUGCUUCAAAUUCCAAAGCCACUGAUUCACAGUCGACUUUCUGUGAUAAUAAGGUAAGCACUCAAGGACAGUCCAACUCGCAAGCCUCUACUGGCCAAGAUAUUCAGUCUGGGGAAAUUGUUUCACAAAAGUAUAUAUCAUUGGCGCCACUGAACUUUAAAUUUAGCAGGACCUUUAAGCCUUUAAGCAUAUCUGCUCUUCAUGAUUCUGCUCAAUCAAACACCUCUCUUGUUAAUCAGCAUCCAAGACAAAAUGUUGUAACUGACUCAGAAACAUUGCUGUCUAGUAAAUCUACAACUCUAGAGCCAGCAAAGACAACUGCCCUUCCCCCAGGGUCUAAUGAAUUGUCUGUUCCGGAGCCAACAGGGUCUUGUGACUUAUCACUGCAUAAACAGCCUGAGUCCAGUGGGCAGUCUGUCUCAGAGCCAUCAGUGGCUGGUACUGAUGUAGAAUCUUGUCAAAUGGAUGCCAAAUCGGAACCUUCUUUAUCUAGUUCAGCUGCCAAGCCUGCUUUCCCACAUCUUUCAAAUCCUUUAUCAAAGAGUGUUAAGCAAAGGCAAUAUCGCUCAAGGUCUAUGGCCCAAGAUAGCCGAUCACCAUCUGUGGAUCGCGGCCAAUCACCUUCCAAAUCUGGUUCCAGCAAAAGGAGGUCACAUUCCAAAUCACGAAAAAGACGGUCUAGGUCAAAAUCUUUGAAGGGCAAACACUCCAGCUCCAGUCAAGGCAGAAAGAGGCGAUCUCCGUCAAAGUCAAAAACCAGAAAAAGGCAAUCACCUUCCAAGUCAUCAUCUAAGAGACGAUCUCGUUCCAAAUCAAUUAAACGCCAUUCUAGGUCACAAUCUCGUGAUAAGAGCAGACGUUCUCGGUCAAAAUCGACAGGUCGUCGAAAGCAGUUGAGCUCCAAAUCACCAACCAGGAAAAAGCGCUCUCAUUCUAGAUCAGAUGCUAGAAAGAGACACUCACGUUCAAGGAAAAACUCUCGUUCUAAAUCCCCAAUUUGGAGAAAUCGCUCGCAUUCUAAAUCUCUAUCAAGAAGCCCCUCAAAAUCUCUAUCACGGCGGCAUCACUCAAAAUCUAGACUACCAAAGCGCUAUUCACGUUCAGGUUCUAGGUCUGCAUCGCCUGGUAAACAUUCUAGAAGAAGAAAUCGUUCUUUUUCAAAGUCGCCACCUACACGUCGUGGCAGCCGAUCAAGAUCACGUGGACGCUGGGGCAAUUCCAAGUCCAGCAGAAGAGGUCGAAGUUCUCGUUCUCAGUCUGCCUCAAGAAGGAAUCGCUCUCGUUCGCGGUCUCGGCGGUCUCGCUCCCUCUCAGACAAGAAUCGGGGGUCCAGAUCACCUGUGCGUAAAAGACAUUCAAGUUCUCGGACAAAACAGGAUAAGUCCCCUUUAACUAAACACCCAUCAAAAUCUACAUCACCACCGCCUAAAAAAACCCCACUGUUAAAAUCUACAGCAUUCAAGCAUAGCAUUGGUUUAAAGUCUCUUAUUCAAAAGCAGCUUUCUCAAGCAAAAUUACAGAGUUCCAUUAAUAAGUCAUCUUCUAAGGAGCAGUUGCCGGCUGCAAGCCUAGCUACAGCACAAUUACCAGCAUCUGGUCUACCUGCUAAAACACAGGUACUUGUGCCUAACCUGCCAUCUAAAGCAAAGUUGCCUGAAACAAACCUGAAUGCUAAAGCGCGGCCACAUCUUGCCAGCCAGCUACCAAAAACACAGUUGCCACUGCCCAAUAAUGAUACAAGAACACAGCUGUCUGUUCUGAACACAAAUGUAAGGGCACAGCAGCAUGUAACUGACCUUACUACAGAAACACCAUGGUCUGUUGCAGAUCUAACCACUGGAGCACAGUGGUCCAUACCAGAUAUGUCAACAGGAGGACAUUGGGGUCUAUCUGAUAUGACCGCUGCAGGACACUGGACCAUGCAAGACAUGACAUCCGCAGGCCAGUGGGCUAUGCCUGAUUUGUCAUCAGGAUCACAGUGGCCAGUGACAGAUAUGACUUCUAGCACACAUUGGCCUCUAUCUGAUAUGUCCUCUGGAACACAGUGGCCUGUAUCUGAUCUAUCCUCUGGAACACAGUGGCCUGUAUCAAACCUUUCUUCUGGAACUCAUUGGCCUGUAUCUGAUAUGGCAACAGCUCAAUGGCAUAUGCCUGACCUAGGUGUUGGUACACAGUGGCAUAUGCCGGACUUGACUGCUGGGGUGACAAUGCCUGAAAUGACGGCAAGCACUUCAAUGCCUGAUUUCCCACCAGGUACCUCAGGGACUGACUUGGCUCCUCCCCCGGCCCCCAUGCCGGACUUGGCCCCUCCUCCACCCCAUUUUCCCGACUUGGCUCCUCCCCCAGCUCCUUUGCCUGACCUGGCUCCUCCCCCAGCUCCUUUGCCUGACCUGGCUCCUCCCCCAGCUCCUUUGCCUGACCUGGCUCCUCCCCCAGCUCCUUUGCCUGACCUGGCUCCUCCCCCAGCUCCUUUGCCUGACCUGGCUCCUCCCCCAGCUCCUUUGCCUGACCUGGCUCCUCCCCCAGCUCCUUUGCCUGACCUGGCUCCUCCCCCAGCUCCUUUGCCUGACCUGGCUGCUCCCCCAGCUCCUUUGCCUGACCUGGCUCCUCCCCCAGCUCCUUUGCCUGACCUGGCUCCUCCCCCAGCUCCUUUGCCUGACCUGGCUUCUCCCCCAGCUCCUUUGCCUGACCUGGCUCCUCCUCCAGCCCCAUUUCCUGACCUGGCUCCUCCUCCAGCCCCAUUUCCUGACCUGGCUCCUCCUCCAGCCCCUUUGCCUGACCUGGCUCCUACUCCAGCCCCUUUGCCUGACCUGGCUCUUACUCCAGCCUCUUUGCCUGACCUGGCUCCUACUCCAGCUCCCUUGCCUGAUUUGGCGGCUCCUCCUCCAGCUUCCUUGCCUGAUUUGGCGGCUCCUCCUCCAGCUCCCUUGACUGAUUUGGCGGCUCCUCCUCCAGCUCCCUUGACUGAUUUGGCGGCUCCUCCUCCAGCUCCCUUGCCUGACUUGGCGGCUCCUCCAGCCUACUUGCCUGACUUGGCUCCUCCUCCACCUCUGAUGCCUGACUUAAUGGCUCCUCCUCCAGCCCCCUUGUCUGACUUGGCAGCUCCUCCUCCAGCUCCCUUGCCUGACUUGGCGGCCCCUCCCCCAGCCCCGAUGCCUGACCUGGCUCCACCACCAGCCCCGAUGCCUGACCUGGCUCCACCACCAGCCCCGAUGCCUGACCUGGCUCCACCACCAGCCCCGAUGCCUGACCUGGCUCCACCACCAGCCCCGAUGCCUGACCUGGCUCCACCACCAGCCCCGAUGCCUGACCUGGCUCCACCACCAGCCCCGAUGCCUGACCUGGCUCUAGCAGCACAUCCAGUCUCAUUUUCCCAUUUGGCUCUGUCUCCAGCACUGAUGCCUGAUUUGGCUCUUGCAGCCCCAAAGCCUGACCUAGCUCCAUCUCCAGCUCCAAUGCCAGACCUAGCUCCUGCAGCUCCUCCAGCCCAGAUGCCUGACCUGGCUCCUGCACCAACUCCAUCCCUGGCCCCUUCCUCAGCCGAGAUGCCUGACUUGGCUCCUGAAGUGACUCCAGCACCAUUGCCUGAUUUGGCCACCACAGUCCCAGUGUCAGCUUUGGCUACUUUGGCUCAACCAUCUUUUCUGCCUUUGCAUGAAUCAAUAGAAAAUAAUCAAAAUGUUUAUUUGAGUGAAGAUGCUUCUUCAUGUGUUAAUGACGUUCAGGCAAAACCAGUAUAUGUGCUAUCCAAACUGCCUGUUGACAGUAAUCGCUUAUCUGCUGCUGAAGAAUUGGUUAAACCUGGGCUAUCCAUUGCAGCUAUGUAUCCUAUAAUAAGUGACAAAUUCCAGCAGGAACAGCCUUCUGAGGACUGUGAACCCUUGCCUGAUGCUGCAGAGAUCAGUGCUGGUUGUGACCUACUGAAGCAGUCAUGUGACAACUCCAUUCAUCCUUUGCCUGAUAUAGCUCUUGUUCUUCCUAUCAACACCCAACCAUCUAUACCUUAUACUUGUACUUAUCGACCUGUAACUGAAAUAUCGUGUAGCACUAAUGAGCACCCUCUUGUGCAGCUCAGUGACAAACCCAGUUUGCCAUUGCUUCAGGAAUCCUUUGCUAAACCUUGCCACCUACAAAGGAAUGCAUCCAUUGCAGACCAUCUACAGGGUGUUUCAUGUGAUUAUUUGGAGCAACCUCUGCAAAGCAAAAAUGAAGACCACUCUAGCCACAUUCAGUUAGAUGAAUAUAGUAUAUCAGCCAGUAGUCAUUUACAUAAUGACCUUGUAAGCCACGAAAGCACCCUGUUAAAUGAACCUUGUGCAAGCCUUCAGCAUUCCCAAAUGAUUGAACCUUGUGAAAGUCAGACGCUUUCAAAAGAAGCAUGUGUUAGUACAGAAUGUUCUCUGGCAGGAGCGCCUUGUGGUAUUAAAAAUGUUAAAAGCCAUUCCAGCUCUCUUCCAGAAGAUUCCUGUCUUGUCCCUAGCAACCCUGUACAGGAUGACAAUGUAGUAUUCUCUGAGCGACCAUUAGAACAUCAGUCACUUGUCCCACCUGAGCAAGACGAGCCUUCUUUAUGUCUUAACCAAUCCUUUGAUGUCAGACCUUGUCUAAGUGCCGACCAAACUCUGCAAGGAAAACCCACUGGCUGCCUUGAUCAGUCACUGCCUGAUGAAUCUAGUGUCAUCGCUAUUCAGUCUUCAGUUGUUAGGCCAUGUUUAAGUCCUGACCAGGUCCUUGAAAACACUGUACGGCCCCACUACCUUCAACAAACUGAGGCGAAAACAAAACCUGAUCAGCUCCAAUUGCUUGAAACUGGCAUGAUUUUCCAGCAGCCUGUGCCAGCUGAAAGAUUUUCUCAUAAACAGUCCUUGCCACAUGGACUACUUGGGAAUUCUGGCCAGCUGAAAGAUGAUAAACUCAAUGAAAGCCCUGUUAUGUGCAGUGCUGAUAAACCAUCUACGAGCCCUAGCCUGUCCAGCGAUAAUGAAAAGCUAAAGUUUGCUGACCCCCUGGGAAGACCUGUCCAGCAGAAGUCUGAGGAACACUGCCAGAGUACUGUGCAGGCCGUAUCAGAUGAACUGCUUAUAAAACACGAAAACCCUCUUUCAGACGGAUACAAUUCUGGCCCCAGUAUAACUUUGAUGGGUAGUGGCAGUGCUAAAUUUGAGAAACCAGAUCAACUCCUGCAAAACAAACCUUGUGAUAGUCCCAAGAGGCCUCUUAUAGAACAUUUUUCAAGCAGCAACCAGUCCCUUCAAAAGUCAUUUAUAAACAUGGACCAUUUUCCAACGGUCGAACAGUAUGAAAUUCCUGAUAAGCAGCAGCCUAAUAAAGAAAUUGUGAACAUUGAUCCCGUGAUGGGCAAAUCUAUGGUGAGCCCACAAGUCCCUGUUCUUCCUGAGCCUUGUGAAGGCCUUGAAGAUUCACCAUCACCUAAGCUUCAUGUAGUAUCUGACCAGCACGUGAAACCGGGUCCACCUUCUGAGCCCUGUAUGACCUCUGAACAGCCUUUCGAGCUUUGCAAGAGUCCCAGUCAAGUCCAGACACGUGAGCCAUGUGAGCCUCUGCUUCCUGACCUGAGUUCUGUCAUGACUGUGCUGCCCAAGCCUUCUGCAAACUCCGAAGAGCUCCUGCCUCUCAAGUCCUGUAUGGACUAUGGCCAUAUUUUGCCUUCCAAACACGAUGCAAGCCCGGACAUAACUGUACCUUUUCCACUUCCUGCAAACCCUAACCAGGCUUUUCCUACAGAAACCUUGGCAAGCCUCAACCAGGAAAUAUCUCUAAGGCCAUUGGCAAAUUCUGAACAAUGCCCACCUACUGACCCUUGCCUUCCUGGUAAAGAUUGGGAAAGCCCUCACCCAGCCUUGUGCCCUGAAGCCUGUCCAACUGCUAAAUAUAUUCAGACUAGUAAGCCCACUGUGCAUGAUGAUUCCUGUGCCAGCCAUAGCCAGGCCCUGCCACAAGGUAGUCCUGUCCAAUCCUUGUUAGACCAACCCUGUGCAAGCCCCUUUAUUCCCAGUACUGAUACAUUUUGUGCCGCCACUGAACAACCACUGUCUGACAAAUCCUAUUCCAGCAUCUGCCAAAAUGUUUCUGAUAAUCGUUGCACAAGCCUCCACCAGUCCUUGGCUGCAGAACUCUCUACCAGUGAAUCAGCUUGUGAGCUUGUACAGCCCAAUGGAAAUUCUAAUCAGAUGAUUUUACCCCAUACCUGUGAACACACUUCUUCAGAGAGAGCUUCAAGCACUGCUCAUCCACAGCUAGUCUCUGUUGAACUCCUGCCUUCAAUUCCUGUCUCUGAUUCGUCUCAAUAUCUGAAGCCUGAUGCUAGCCCUAUGAAGCCUCUUCAGAGUGAUCCAUGCUCCAGUCCAAACAUUACUCCAGAGGACUCUUUUUCAAAACCUCAAGUACUGGCACACAGGCCCUGUGGCAGUUCCCCUAGUAUGUCUCAAGAAGUAUGCUGUGAAAGUUCUGAUCACAUAUCCAUAAAUGAACAAUAUACAAGCCUGCAGUAUACCUUGGUGGACAAAAACUAUGGAAGCCCUCUCACCCCAGAAUCUGUCCAAGUAUCUUACACCCCUCAUAUUACAAAUGAGCUUUCUUUGAGCCCUUCCCAGCCUAAGCAGGAUGACCAAUCUGUGAACCCUAGUCUGACAGAUUGUUCUGAUGACAGACCUAUGUUGGUUAAAGAAAUGCCUAAACCCUGUCAGUCUAUAAAACAUGAAACUUCAUCAAGCCAAGAGCCAAGUUUGUUUAGUAAAUCUUCAACCACUGUACUAGCUGUAUCUAAACCAUCCGCUUUGUGUAUUGAUGCUAACAUACAAACAAUUUCAGCAGAUCUAAUAUCGAGCUUGCCCUGUGAUACUAGCUUUCCUCUUGUGGCAAAAGCUGUCACAGGCAAAACUGAUUCUUCUAUAAGCUCUGAGAAAAAAGAGGAUGCCAAACAAUGUGCAGCGGAGGAGGUAACAUUGGAUUCAAAGACCAUAUCCUCUGUAGAACAGGAGAACCCUGUAACAGACCUAGGCAAGUCUGAGGAAGGUUUGCACGUUGAGAAGCAUUUCAGAAUUACACCACCAGAUUUGUUGCCCUAUGACUCUGAGCAGCCGGCUGUUCCACAUGACACCUCUGAUGCUACAUUAGAGCAAACUGCUUUUAUUUGUCAGCCACCACCAGAAUUGCUGCCGUACGACUCUGAGCAACCUGCAAACUCCUAUCUGGGCGCAUCUGAGACUCAGUCUGAGCAGGCUUCCGUCUUUCACACACCACCUGAGCUUUUGCCCUAUGAUUCUGAGCAGCCUACUGAACUGCAUGACAAUGAAUCGCCUUCCGAUAACCUGCCUGCAAGCCAUUCUCAAUCUGAACCCGCUUCCCAAAAAAGCUCUGUACAUAUGCAUGAAUCCAUGCCUGGGAAUUUUCAGUCAGAGGUGGAACUUCCAAGUAGUCACGAAUUGCAAAGAAUCAAAGUUCCAUUUGAAACUGAAAGCAUUGUUAAUUUGUCUGAAACUCCUAUGGACAUUGCUCAUGAGCAGUUAGUAUGUGAAGGCGCUGCCAGGUGUCAGUCUGAUGUUUCAUAUACUCCCAUCUAUAUGACAUCGCACUCUAUAGAAUGUAAUUUAGUUGCUCGGCAAUCAUCGGAGAACACCGAAUCCAUAAACAAAUCUUCUGAAAAGCAUUUUUCUUCGGAGUUGCCCAGUGUUUCACCAGAGUUUACCAGUGAAGAACAUACUGAUUUUAAUCAGGUGCAGUCUAAUUAUGUGAAACCAGCUGAAGUAUCGGGAUCUGUUAGAGAGAAUGCCUGUACAACUGAAUUACUCACUGAACUUUCUAUAGCUGAGCAGCCACUUAUGGCAGAAUUACCUUCUAAACAACUAUCUACAGCACCUGAAGCUCUUGAGCAUGGUCUUUCCUUAUCAGAGUUUGCUAUAAAAGCCAAGCAAUCCACAUCUAUAUCUGCCUCUUUAACAGGCCAGCAGCCUUUAUUAACUGAGCUAUCGUCAUCUACAGAAAGUCAAGUAAGUGAAGUUACAAUGGCUGGCAAAUUAAUCGCAACAUCUGCACAAAGUGCAGUUCCUGCCCUUAAAGAAUCAGCCCUUCUGCCAGAAGCUACUUGCAAACGGUCACGUUCUAGGUCCGUAACCAAGAGGACAAAAUCACGGUCUAAAUCUAUAUCCAGGUCGAGGGAUUCACGAUCUAAAUCUGUCACAAGGAUGAAACGUUCACGUUCAAAGUCAGGAACCCGAAAGAGAUCAAGAUCCAAAUCGGCCACAUCAUGGAAGAGGUCUCGUUCAAAGUCAGUUGCAAAAAGGCAAAGGUCACAGUCAAAGACAGUCAUGCAAGGUAAAAGAUCACGCUCAAAGUCUGUAACAAGAAGAUCACGCUCAAAGUCAUAUUUGCAAAGGAGGCGUUCAUGGUCAAAAUCUACUACACGCAGGAAGCGUUCACAGUCUAAAUCAGAUACCGGCAAACGACGCUCCCGCUCAAGAUCUGUUGGACGCAAAAGACGCUCACGUUCAAGGUCUGUUGGUCGCAAAAGGCGCUCUCGCUCAAAGUCUCCAGUACGCAAAAGGCAUUCUCGGUCUAAAUCUGCUGGGCGCAAAAGGCGAUCAAGAUCUAAGUCAGCUGGGCGUAAAAACCGUUCACGCUCAAAAUCUGUAGGCCGUAAGAGGCGCUCACGUUCCCCUUCUACAUCCCGGAGAAAGCGUUCACGAUCUGUUCGCCGCAGGCGUUCCAGCUCAGCAUCUGUGGCCCGCAGGAGGAGGUCCCGCUCAACAUCUGUAGCCCGUAGACGAAGAUCCCGCUCAACAUCUGUAGUUCGAAGGAGGCGAUCCCGCUCAUCUUCAGUUGCUAGGAGGAGGCGCUCCCGUUCAGUGUCCGCUGGUCCCAGGAGGAGUUCACGCUCUGUUUCUGUUCCUAGGAAGAGGCGUUCCUGUUCACCUUCUGUGUCACGAAGGAGGCGAACCCGCUCACCAUCUGUUUCACGAAGGCGGCGCUCCCGCACACCAUCUGUGUCUAGAAGAAGGCGAUCCCGCUCGCCAUCUGUGGGCAGAAGACGACGUUCUGGUUCAACAUCUGUAACUCGCAAAGGUCGUUCCCGCUCAGGUUCUUUGGCCCACAGAAGACGCUCGCGCUCAGCAUCUGAGGCCUGCACAAAGCGCUCACGCUCUGUGUCCGCAACAAGAAAGAAGCGUUCUGUUUCGAAAUCAUUGACUCCAAAAUCACCGACUUAUAAGCCAUCUGCAGUGUCAAGAUCAGAUCGAUCUCGAAGUCAUUCAGCAAGUAAUGUUCUUCGUAAGCGGAAAACACGGUCACGAUCUUCUUCGAGAGACAAAAACAAACUCAGUGAAAAAAGACGAAGAAGAUCAAACUCUAAAGACCACUAUAACGUAAAAUCUAGACGCAGGAGUCGAACACCACCUAGGCGGAAAAAAUCAAGAUCUCCUAUAAAAAGGAUGUCACCUGUUAGGAGAAGGCGAUCAAGAUCCGCCAUAAGGAGAAAAAGCUUCAGCAGAUCUCCUGUUCGCCGGAAACGCUCAAGAUCUAGGGACAAAUCUCUGGACUCCAGCAGGUCACCUAAACGCCUCACCGACCUCGACAAAGCUCAGCUUCUUGAAAUAGCCAAAGCCAAUGCUGCUGCUAUGUGUGCUAAGGCAGGUGUGCCGCUUCCACCAAGCCUAAAACCUGUAAUCGCACCUGUUACCCCUGUGGAAGAGAAAAUUACCCUUCGCUCUUACGGUGUCACCAUUCAAGAGCUUACUGAGAAAUGUAAACAAAUUGCUCAGAGCAAAGAAGAUGAUGUGAUUGUAAAUAAGCCUCACGAUUCUGAUGAAGAGGAAGAAGAAGAAAGGCCUUUUUAUAACCAUCCCUUUAAAGUCAGUGAACAUAAACCUAUUUCAUUUAGCUUAUUGAAUCCAUCUGUAAAGCCAGCCCCAAAAAAUCAGGUAACUUUGACUAAAGAGUUCCCAGUCUCAUCUGGGUCUCAGCACAGAAAAAAAGAGGCAGACAAAGUGUACGGCGAAUGGGUUCCUGUAGAUAAAAAGUCAGAGGAAAGCAAAGACGAUGUGUUCACUAACACCGGCCCUUCACAGCCCGUGGACAUUACUUCUGCUAUGAAUGAACGAGCACUUGCCCAGACCAGGCUUACGGGAAACCCAUUUGACAUGGAAGCCUUGAUCAUGCUUAACCGGGCACAGGAACAGAUCGACGCAUGGGCUCAGUCUACGUCCCUACCCGGCCAGUUCACAGGGAGCACCGGCGCUCAAGUCCUCUCCGCAGAUGAAAUCAGCAACAGCGGUCCCCAGGCCUGGCUGAAAAAGGAUCAGUUCCUCAAAGCAGCACCUGUAACGGGUGGAAGAGGCGCUCUUCUUAUGCGCAAAAUGGGAUGGAAGGAAGGCAAGGGGCUUGGGAGACACAAUGAAGGAAAUGUGGAUCCCAUACUAAUUGACUUUAAAACUGAUCGCAAAGGUUUGGUUGCAGAUGGUGAAAAGGCAUCAAACAAAUUGGCUUUACCAAUGAUGAAGGAUCUGUCUGGAAAGCAUCCAAUCUCUGCGCUGAUGGAGCUUUGCAACAAGAAAAAAUGGUCCCCACCUGAGUUUGUCCUUGUGGAUGACACAGGCCCUGAACAUCGCAAGAGGUUUCUUUUUAGGGUGACAGUUAAUGGCGGGGUGUACCAACCCAAUCAGCCCAGCGUCAACAAAAAACUGGCCAAAGCCACAGCGGCGGCAGCAGCUCUCCAAGCGUUGGGCGCACUACCAAAGGAAAGCAUGACGUCGACGGCCAAUUUCCGGAGCGCUUCUACGAGCACUUCCUAGCAGGAUCUCACCCCGUCCUUAACCAAGUGAAGUUUGUUCCAGGAAAGUGUUCCCUCAUUCUCUUUUAUCUUAAUGUAGUAAUGAUCGGAGUGCCCAAGAAUAUACAUUUUACACCAGAAAUGAUCUGACAAAUGGUUUUGUAAGAGUAGAGAUGUUCCUAUUUUUGUGCAUGGACCUAGUGUUUUGUAUUGCAGCGCUGUUACCCCACGGGAAUGUAAGUCUUUUGUGGCCGUUGUAGGGUCCAACUGGUGUUUGGUUUGCUGUUUUCUGCGAGAAUGUUGGAUGUAAAACAGUUACUUUGUAAGGUGGAAAGGGAAUGAAUUAUUUCAUGUGAGUAAUUAUAUAUACAUAUGAGCA
Messenger RNA from Xenopus tropicalis (tropical clawed frog), 17043 nucleotides. It is a transcript of the gene son, whose product is annotated as SON DNA binding protein. The transcript is spliced from 13 exons. Gene Ontology annotation, molecular function: nucleic acid binding; RNA binding. Lineage: Eukaryota; Metazoa; Chordata; Amphibia; Anura; Pipidae. The record is from RefSeq and is a predicted model, not a curated record. Bases 1 to 16686 code for a protein of 5561 amino acids.